Messenger RNA from Bradysia coprophila, 1495 nucleotides. RefSeq lists its product as uncharacterized. NCBI's taxonomy places the organism in Eukaryota, Metazoa, Arthropoda, Insecta, Diptera, Sciaridae. Gene Ontology annotation, molecular function: U12 snRNA binding; pre-mRNA intronic binding. Gene Ontology annotation, biological process: mRNA splicing, via spliceosome. Gene Ontology annotation, cellular component: U12-type spliceosomal complex. The record is from RefSeq and is a predicted model, not a curated record.
UCGUACGUGUGAAUGUGUGUGAGUUGGAUUGUGUGCUUGAGAGGUGCAAAUCAAAACAAUAACAAGAAGUUAGAAAUAAACGACUCGAAAAUACGAUUAAUUUAGUGGAUAUCUUCGUCAAUGGCAAAUUACAUAAUAACCCAAAACAAUGGCUCAGCUGCCUGAACAUUUUGACCCACACUUAAUUUGGAUUCGUAAUUUUCCAUCCGAUUUCUUAGCAUCAGAAAUUCAGGAAUUUGUCGACAUAUGUUUGACGAAUACCACAGCUACCGUUGUAUCGAUUACCAACAAUAAGUCUGCGUUAAUUCGCUUUUCGACUACUUUGGAACCCAAACACUACAUUAGGGAACUACAUCAGAGACCGGUUAAAGAUCGUCUGUUGUCGGUGUCUUAUGCCAAGAAAUUAUCAGCAAGCAAUUCCACCAAUGCUGUUCCCAGCAGUUCGUCAUCAAAGACGGAAAUAAAACAUAACUUCAGUGAAUUUUUAAGGAAACUAAACGCCACGGACUCACUAUUCGAACAGCCACCGCCGCCUUAUUUGCGAUACGUUUAUCCCAAAGCGAACAGAGACAUUUUGGAUGCAGUUAGUAUAACCUUGGAAACGAACCCGAAACUCUAUACGCAAGUGUUGCACCUUAUGAACCGCAUGAACCUGGAACCGCCAUUCAUUGUUGGAUCCAAAAACCUCGUAUGGCCAUCGUCAAAGACUGAGACACGCAGAGAGGAUGUGGUGCUACAGGAUGCAUUCACACAAACCGAUCGGAUAACCAAUAAAUUGAUCGGAUCGGAUGAGUCGGAAUUGGAAUCGGAAGCAUCGGAUGCAGAAUCACCAACGAAAAUGCAAACGAGAAAAAGGCAUGCAGCUGAGAAACUGCCGAAUCCGAAACGAAUUCGUUCCAUGCUUCAGUCAGUUCAAAACGGGUACACCAACAAAUUGAAUGGACAAACGGUAACACCGGUGACAGUAAUUAAAGACGCCUUUGAAGUCAGUAAAAAUGUAAUCGAUCGAUCGAUUGUAAUAAACGCUCCAACCGAUCUGACUGCCACGGAAACAUCUGUAAACCUGGUAGUCGGAAGCAUUAAUGCUUUUCAAACGAAUCAAACGGAUCAGGAAAUGGAUCCAUCGAGUUGCAUUGCAGAUGCAUUACAAAAUCGCCUUUCUGCGGACCAAUUGAACUCUCAUCCACUGUUUCAGAACUACAAUCCUGGUGCACCGAGCAAUAAGCUUUACUUGAAAAAUUUGGCUAAAGAUGUCGACGAAGACGAUCUGAAGGGAAUUUAUUCCCAAUUCACAAAGCCCGGUCAAAGUCUCGAUAUUCGGUUAAUGAAAACGGGUCGAAUGAAGGGACAAGCAUUUGUUUGCUUCAACGAUCCAUAUAUGGAUGAAGAGAGCGGGUAUUCAUCGGUGGAAAAAGCUUUAAGAAAGACAAAUGGACUAAUUCUGAAAGACAAAGUGAUUGUUGUAACGUACGGUAAGAAAUAAAGUUUUAAAAAA